This is a messenger RNA of Rhododendron vialii, 930 nucleotides long. RefSeq lists its product as uncharacterized. Bases 219 to 722 code for a protein of 167 amino acids. The transcript has a single exon. NCBI's taxonomy places the organism in Eukaryota, Viridiplantae, Streptophyta, Magnoliopsida, Ericales, Ericaceae. The record is from RefSeq and is a predicted model, not a curated record.
GGCAACGUGGAUAUCCCCCGGCGUUGCAACUGUUGAAUGGCAAGCCCGAAACCCACCUUCAACUACCCUUCCUUCGUCCACAUAGCGCUGAGAGAGAGACAUAUAGGUCGGUCGUGAAGAAAGAGGGGGAGAGAGCUCUUCCAAACCACCACCACAACACACCCCCACAACCCCCCCCCCCCCCCCCCCCCCCCCCACACACACACACACACACACAGAUGGGUUCACAUACCAUAUCCGUAGCAUCAAUCACAUACCUCACUCUGAUAUGUUUAUUCCAAAGCUCCCACGCCGAUAAGCCAACAGCUUACGAAAUGCUCCAGCGAUACAACUUCCCCAUCGGCGUUUUACCCAAAGGCGUCACCGGCUACGACUUGGACGAGUCUACAGGCAAGUUCUCCGCCUACUUGAACGGCAGCUGCGCCUUCUCCCUCGAGGGCUCGUACCAACUGAACUACAAGCCCACAAUCAAAGGGUACGUGUCCAAGGGAAGGCUCUCCAAAUUGGAGGGCGUCAAAGUGAAGUUGUUUUUCAUCUGGGUUGACAUUGUAGAGGUCGACAGGAACGGCGACGACCUCGAUUUCUCGGUUGGGAUCGCGUCGGCCGGGUUCUCGGUAGAUAGUUUCGAGGAGUGUCCUCAGUGUGGGUGUGGGUUGAAUUGUGGUGAUCGGAGAGUGAGGAAUGUUAGGACAAACCCACUUGGUUUAUCUUCGUCUUUUUAAUGCAAUAGUUUGCUGCAAGCAUUGUUUUUCGAUUGGAAAUGCAUCCUCCCCAUUUAUGUUUUGGACUCGAGGAGACAAUCAUGAUCGGGACUGUAUGUUCAUUUGCUGCAAUCAAUGAUCCAGACUGUCUCCUCCAAUCCUAAACAUGGACCGGAGAGGAUCCGGAUCCUUUUAGCUUCUAAAUUAUGGGUUCUUUCUUUAUUGCUAA